AUGAUUGAAGGUAAUCGAGAACUGUCAGCUAUGAUUCAGGAACUUUGGGAUAAUGACAUAAAUCGUCUGAGACCUGGGAUUGAUUAUCGCAUUUCUCUGCAGGGCAAAGCAGGUGAUCGGGCGGGCUGCAGUGACGGCAAUGAUGCAGCGGGCUUACCUUUGUUUACAUUUGUUGAUGAAAACAUAUUCAAAAAGGAGACUUUCUUAGCCUUCAUCUCACUCCUGGACAAUUAUGAAAGUGAUACUGGUGAACCAGAGAUUGUCACACCAGAGGAAGAAUUGGAAAAUCACAAGUUCCUUGAUUCAGUUUUAAAGACCCCCACAAUGAAGAUUGCCCACAGAUAUCUAGUGGAGAAGCAUCUGUCUCCAGAGGACAUCACAGACUUUAAACAACAGCUGUAUCGCAUCUGGUUUGAACUGUAUGCCAGGAGAGGGUCCAGUAAACCGGACUCCUCUGGUUUUGAACAUGUCUUUGUGGGAGAGACCAGAGGAGGUCAUACUGUCAUUGGCUUCCAUAACUGGAUUCAGUUGUACUCGCAAGAGAAACUUGGACACAUCGACUACAAGGGAUACAGUGUGGAUGCAAAUUCACCCCAGCCGGAUGACAACAAACACAUGUUGGCACUUCAGUUUUGUUGGAAGAAUGGAAUUAAACCCAAAGGAAGCAUUUUCAUUGGUGUAAGCCCUGAGUUUGAGUUCGCUUUAUACACUCUGUGUUUCCUCACGUCACCGAACGAACGUGUUAAAGUCACCUUCAGCAUCUAUGAGGUGGAGAUAGUCUGUCACCACUACAACCAGAAGCACAUUGGCACCACCUAUCCUGUCCUUGUAAAAUAUCUCAAUGUGUCACCAAAGAAAGGGGUAGAUUAA
This is a messenger RNA of Triplophysa dalaica, 870 nucleotides long. RefSeq names its product endonuclease, polyU-specific 2 (gene endou2). The transcript is spliced from 6 exons. Gene Ontology annotation, molecular function: RNA endonuclease activity. The coding region runs from base 1 to 870 and encodes 289 amino acids. The record is from RefSeq and is a predicted model, not a curated record. Lineage: Eukaryota; Metazoa; Chordata; Actinopteri; Cypriniformes; Nemacheilidae.